AUGCCCAGUAUCUCACACGUGAUCGAACAACAGGUCAUAUCGCUGAGCAAUGGAUACACAGAAGUGUCAUCACAGCCAUAUGAUGGCCAUGUGUUUCAGAUACAUGGAGGAUCAAGUGGAAUUGGUACAUUUGCUAUACAGGUUGCCAAGCACCUCGGAAUUAAGGUUUUUGUCACAGCAGGAAGUGAAGAAAAACUAGCAGCCUGCAAAGAUUUGGGUGCUGAUGUAUGCAUAAACUACAAAAUUGAAGACUUUGUUGAGCGUGUCAAACAGGAAACUGAUGGAAAAUGUGUUGAUGUAAUUCUCGACAACAUUGGAGGACCAUAUCUCCAGCGCAAUCUGAACAGCUUAGGUGUUGAUGGUAGACUUUUCAUCAUUGGCUUCCAAGGUGGCGCUGUAACUGAAGUGAACCUGCAAGCUGUGCUUGCACGGAGUUUGACCAUACAAGCUGCUGGACUGCGCGGCAGAAGCCUUGCUAAUAAAGCUCAGAUCGUCAGUGAGGUGGAAAAGAACGUGUGGCCUGCGGUCGCUGCCGGGAAGGUGAAGCCGGUGAUUUACAGGACGUUCCCGUUAUCUGAAGCAGCUGAGGCUCAUAGGUUGAUCGAAAGUAGCACACACAUUGGCAAAAUACUGCUGCUCCGAUGA
Molecule: messenger RNA, 645 nt
Organism: Miscanthus lutarioriparius
Lineage: Eukaryota; Viridiplantae; Streptophyta; Magnoliopsida; Poales; Poaceae
Source: the annotation of a GenBank genome assembly